This is a messenger RNA of Astyanax mexicanus (Mexican tetra), 426 nucleotides long. RefSeq names its product cytochrome b-c1 complex subunit 8 (gene uqcrq). Lineage: Eukaryota; Metazoa; Chordata; Actinopteri; Characiformes; Acestrorhamphidae. The coding region runs from base 112 to 360 and encodes 82 amino acids. The transcript is spliced from 3 exons. The record is from RefSeq and is a predicted model, not a curated record. Gene Ontology annotation, biological process: mitochondrial electron transport, ubiquinol to cytochrome c.
ACGCAGUAGCUUUUAUUUUGAAAAACAAACUUCCGGUUGCCCUCAGGUUCUCAGACAGGCGAAGAGCUGAGCGUGAGAGGGGUCUGUUAGCAGCAAAGGUCUCUGGACACGAUGGGACGCCACUUUGGAGAUUUGGCCAAGGUCCGGCACAUAAUCACCUACAGCAUCUCUCCGUUUGAGCAGAGAGCUUUCGCCAACUACUUUUCAAAGGGAAUUCCCAACGUUUGGAGACGAUUCAGAGCAUCCGUCUUCAAGGUUGCACCACCCAUGGUUCUGAUGUACCUGACCUACACUUGGGGCAAUCACGUCCACGAGCAGGGCAAGAGGAAGAACCUCGCCGACCACGAGCAUGAAAAUUAAAUCCUAUCACUGUCCCUUUUGUCCAUGUUUAAUGUUUAUUAUAUUAUUAAAUGAUCUAUAAAGAUA